Mangifera indica (mango) is the source of this 3921-nucleotide messenger RNA. RefSeq names its product protein TRANSPORT INHIBITOR RESPONSE 1-like. Gene Ontology annotation, biological process: SCF-dependent proteasomal ubiquitin-dependent protein catabolic process. Lineage: Eukaryota; Viridiplantae; Streptophyta; Magnoliopsida; Sapindales; Anacardiaceae. Gene Ontology annotation, molecular function: protein binding. The record is from RefSeq and is a predicted model, not a curated record. Gene Ontology annotation, cellular component: SCF ubiquitin ligase complex.
AAACUUUCUCUUUCUUGUCCUCCACUUGACUUUCUCUCACCUCACAUCACCUCAGUACUGGGAAUAAGCUUGUUAAUGGGCCAUGGCAUUUCAGAUCUAAACAAGAACAGAGAAACAUUACUUCUCUUAAUUCACUCGCGCAAAUAGUGUGACAAUUUUGAAGAGAAUUUUUGGGAGUUCAAAUACUCAAGUUUGAUUCAAUGCCUAAGAAAAUGUCGUACUCAUCCCUUCCGGAGGACGUGUUAGAGCAUGUGUUUUCAUUUGUUCAGUCGGACAGAGACCGGAACGCGAUAUCUCUGGUGUGCAAGUCGUGGUACGAGAUCGAGAGGUGGUGCAGGAAGAGGAUAUUUGUGGGGAACUGUUACGCUGUGAGCCCUGGGAUGGUGAUCAAACGGUUUCCUGAAGUUAGAUCGGUGGAGCUCAAAGGAAAGCCUCACUUUGCUGACUUUAAUUUGGUUCCUGAAGGUUGGGGAGGUUACGUAGACCCGUGGAUCACUGAGAUGGCCACUAGUUACCCGUGGUUGGAGGAGAUCAGGUUGAAGCGUAUGGUGGUUUCCGAUGAGAGCUUGGUGCUGAUUUCUAAGUCUUUUAAAAAUUUUAAGGUUCUGGUGUUGAGCUCUUGUGAGGGCUUCUCAACCCGAGGACUUGCUGCCAUUGCUGCUAAUUGCAGGAAUCUUAGAGAGUUGGAUUUGCGGGAGAGUGAAGUGGAGGAUCUGAGUGGGAAUUGGCUUAGCCUUCCUGAGACAUGCACAUCGCUGGUAUCUCUUAACAUUGCAUGUUUAGGGUCUGAGGUUAGUAUAUCAGCUCUAGAGCGCCUAUUAGUUAGGUGUCCGAACCUGAGGACUCUUCGACUCAACCGAGCCAUACCUCUUGAAAAGCUUGCAAAACUGCUUCGCCAGGCACCUCAGCUUGUUGAGUUGGGCACAGGUGCCUAUUCUGCUGAUUUGCGGACGGAUAUCUUGUCAAAUCUUGCAGGAGCUUUUUCUGGGUGUAAGGAACUUAAGAGCUUAUCUGGGUUUUGGGAUGCAGUCCCUGCCUACCUUCCAGCUGUUUAUUCUGUUUGCAGUGGACUGACAUCAUUGAAUUUGAGCUAUGCAAAUAUUCAAUGUCCCGAUCUAAGCAAACUGCUUAGCUUGUGUCCAAAUUUGCAGCGCCUGUGGGUACUGGAUUACAUUGAGGAUAGUGGCCUUGAAGUUCUUGCAGCAUCUUGCAAGGAUCUGCAGGAAUUGAGGGUAUUUCCAUCCGAACCAUUUGAUGUUGAGCCAAAUGUAUCCUUGACGGAACAAGGCCUUGUCUGUGUCUCUGAGGGUUGUCCUAAGCUUGAGUCAGUUCUGUAUUUUUGCCGUCGAAUGUCCAAUGAUGCUUUAGUUACCAUCGCUAGAAACCGCCCCAAUAUGACUCGUUUUCGGCUCUGUAUUAUUGAGCCACGAACUCCUGAUUAUCUGACUGACCAGCCACUUGAUGUCGGUUUUGGAGCCAUUGUUCAGCACUGCAAGAAUCUGCGUCGCCUUUCCCUUUCUGGUCUCCUCACAGAUCGUGUGUUUGAGUAUAUAGGAACCUAUGCUAAAAAGUUAGAAAUGCUUUCUGUGGCUUUUGCUGGUGAAAGUGAUUUGGGACUCCAUCAUGUGCUUUCUGGGUGUGAUAGCCUUCGAAAAUUGGAGAUCAUGGACUGUCCCUUUGGUGACAAGGCUCUUUUGGCCAAUGCUGCAAAGCUGGAGACAAUGCGAUCCCUUUGGAUGUCUUCGUGUUUGGUGAGUUAUGAAGCAUGUAAGCUCCUAGGUCAGAAGAUGCCCAGGCUGAAUGUUGAAGUUAUUGAUGAGAGGGAACAUCCAGAAUCGAGGUCUAACUUUCCUGUUGAGAAGCUUUACAUAUAUAGAACUGUUGCUGGGCCAAGGUUUGAUAUGCCUCCUUUUGUGUGGAAAUUGGAUGAAGAUUCUGCGAUGAGGAUUUCUUGAGAGGGUUUCCAGACCAUUUAAGCUUUCCAUGUAACAAGCCAAGCCCCUUGCAUACGUAGCAGGUACAUGCUCUAUAUGCUGCUCAUUGUUUCACAUUUAACUUUCUGUAGCUUAAUAUAUAAUGCAGCCGUUAUUGGAAUCGGGAAGAGGAUAAGGAGAGUAUACAGAGUCUGAAGAGCUCUAAUACCAUUGAUUUUACGCUUGGCUGAGCAAUGGCAUACCAUCUAGGGUUUAAUAAAGAGAUAAAAGCUCCUUUUGUUGUUAUUGUUGUUGUUGUGCAUCAAUCAGAGUUGUUAUUUUACUUCGGCAUAAUCACCAUGUAUACUAUUAAUUGCAGACUUUUGCAUGUUAUAUGCAAGCAUUUGUAUCACCGUUUUUAUGAAGGUAGUAGUAAUUGUCUUGUAGACUUGUGUGUCAUUGUUAGCUUGGAGGAAUAAAAUUUCAAAUUUUGUUACAAUUACAUGAUUACAUUUGGUUGUAGUUGCUUUGUUUCAAAAUGGAAUGUUUACGGUGAUGAUAAUCUAUAGUUGUCAAGAAUAAUAGAAUGGUAUAGAAGAUGAAGCCAUAAAUAAAUUAGUCUCCUGGCCACUUAGAGACCAAAGAAAUUUAAAUAAUGGGGAUGAGACUUAAGUUUCAUUGCUUAAAGGAGGACCAUCAGGGCAUUGGCAACUUCAAUCUAAGGUGAAUGAUGGAGGGGUGAGAAAGGCUGUUAGUCGUUCGGAUUAGAUUAGAUGAUUUACUUUUCAGGUAUGUAACAUUCAGCUUUUUCUUUUUCUUCAAAAUUUAAGGGCCUCGACUGUUGUGGCACGUGAUAUUCACGCUGUCAUUCAUAUCAUAGCAAGCCCCGCCCCAUUCGAAGGCAUUAAUUAUGUGAUGAUGUCCACACGUUGGAUGUAUUUAUGAUCAUCAUCAUUAAUAUUCUCUGUUACUUAUCAUUGUUUUGUUGCUUUAUUUUUUUACUGUUUUGAGUUCAUUAUGAUAUUACAAUUACUUAUUCAUGGUGAUGGUCCAUGUCUCAGUCUCUGAUGCCAUACAAAGUGAAAUUUGCAGUAUCCCAAGUUAUUCUUAUUGGUGGAAUCAUAAUUCUACGGUCUUCCCCACUGUAUUGCAACAAUGAUGCUCUUUAUGAUUUUGUUCCCAUACACCUUCCUCCCCACCACCCUUAAAAUUUAACAGUUUGAGGUUUUCUUAUGCUUAUUUACCAUUAAUUCAUUAGAAAAAGACUGACCAAUGUGAAACUAGAAAUUUCGUCGCCAUGUUUUUCCCUAAGCUAAAUGUAAACACUAAAUAAAUAAAGACUUAUGGAGCCAAUGAUAAUGACAUUGUUUUACCACCAGGUCGUUUCUAGGACUAGUCAUUUGGAGUCAACAUUGGGCGGCUAACGGCCUCAUGCUUGAAGAUAUUUCCAUGAUUUUCCAGACCUAAACUUGAUUGUCACGUUAGAAAAUAAUAAUAAACCUAACAACUUGACUUUGAGAGAGCCAUAAAAUCAUCUGAGAUUUAUAACAAUCGAAUCCCCUUCUCCCAAGGAAAGCGUGUUUGAUAUGGGGAAAGUUAUUUGCGCGGAAGUAGAAGAGGGUGGAUUAAAUCUGAUCGGACUGAUGGUGGCACUUGUAAUUGCUCUCCUUCUCAUGCUGGUAUGUCUCCAACCUCCUCCACGCCGCCGCUAUAUUGUAUCUACCUAUCCCGCCCUUUAUGUUACAAGAUGAAAACACAGUUGUUGAACAAAACCAGUCUGUGUUUUUAAUUUUAUUUUUAUGGGUGGGGCGUCUCUCUAGUUUGAUUUCAUUUUCACCAAUACGGCUUCUUUCAUUUUUGGUGGUGUUUCCUUCGUUUAUGUUAUACGCAUCGUCAGAAUUUUACUUGUGAAUUUGUUGUGAGGAGAGUCAUGCUCUCCUAAGAGGAGAGUCUCUGUAAUUAUUAUAUGCCCUUUCUAAAUAAAAGAGGUUUAUGGUGUCUUGCACAA